This is a messenger RNA of Acipenser ruthenus (sterlet), 3178 nucleotides long. Its product is annotated as dual specificity protein phosphatase 10. The coding region runs from base 152 to 1360 and encodes 402 amino acids. Gene Ontology annotation, molecular function: MAP kinase tyrosine/serine/threonine phosphatase activity; protein tyrosine/threonine phosphatase activity. Gene Ontology annotation, cellular component: cytoplasm. The transcript has 5 exons. Lineage: Eukaryota; Metazoa; Chordata; Actinopteri; Acipenseriformes; Acipenseridae. Gene Ontology annotation, biological process: protein dephosphorylation; negative regulation of MAPK cascade. The record is from RefSeq and is a predicted model, not a curated record.
GUCUUUGUUUCAUUUCUGUUUUUUUAAAUGAAUAGCUACUAUGUUAAUUAAGCUUUGCUUCAUUAACAAAUUAGGUAGAGAAUUGCUCAUGUACUGGUAAUAAUUUUAAUUCCAGUAUUCUAGUCGCUGGCUGCUUGUGGGGGGGCAGAAAAUGGAAUCCAUAGAAAAAUGGAACAAAGAUUUCAUUGCACUUAAACUGUUGGACAAAAAGUUACAUUCAAAGAAAAAUGGCACGACAGGCGUGAUUUCGAAGCAUCUUCAUCAAACAUUUAAGAUCCACAAUUAUUUACAGUUGACCAUUACCCGCUCAGAAUGUGGCACAGGUUCCUGUCCAAACCUAAUUAUGAGUAGAAACGAGCAGCCCGAACAGAAGCCGGUGAUCAUGGCCUUAACUCCCCAGCUCCCUGUGCGAACCCACCGCCCUCUCUGCCUGUCCGUCUCUUCUGACAGCAAUGGAAGGUUUAGAGCUCUCGAAUCACAAGACUGGAAGAACAACCUCAAAGCUCAGAUGGAGCAAGCACACAGUGCUGGGGCGGCUAGCAGCACCGGGUCUCUAGAAAGAGCAUCUCUUUUCUGUGCCUCUGGAUCAAACACAUCGAGCUCCAGUUUAUCCAGUCCCGUUGAGCCUCUAACCAAGAGCAAGUCCUCCAGCCGCUUCUCCUUGUUCUCACCUCCCUGGAACAGCAGCUCUGAAUCUGACUCCAACCCCCCGUCCCGGUCGGGCUCCAAGAAACUCCGCAAUUACAACAAGAGAGGGGGGAACAAAGCAGAGGACGCCCUGGACUCGAAGCAGAGCAUCCCGGAGCAUUUCCAAUUCUCAGAGCCGGUCAUCGCGAAAGUGACAGACUACAUCUACGUGGGGAAUCUCAACGCUGCCUACAGCGGGCGGAUCCUCUGCAGGAACAGCAUCGACAGUGUUAUCGACAUGAGCAGCUUCGCCAGCGAACACAAGGUGGGCCUCAUCCCCUGUACCUGCUCCCGGGGCACCAAGCACAGCUGGUCCCGCCUCAAGGUUGACAUCAGAUGCCUUUCUGACGAGGAGAGCGUGGCCCUGAAGCAGCGCAGCUUCGAGGACAUCAAUGAGUGUAUCGAUGCUUCCACAGAGAAGCGAAAGCGUGUUUUGAUCCACUGCAGGGAUGGGUAUUCGUUGGCUCCCACUUGCAUUAUCCAGUAUUUGAUGGUAAAGCAGAACAUGAGGCUGAUUGCUGCCUAUGAGUUUGUAAGAGCCAAGUACCCAGUUAACAUUCAGGAGUGUCAUCAGAAUCUGCUGGUGAAUUUGGAGAAAUCGCUGAGACCUGGUGGGAACGUGGAUCCAGAGUGCUUCAAACAGGCCAUAUCCCGCAAGAUGGCGUGGACCUAACCUUACUUUGUUCUGUGGUUAUAGGGACUAAGAAAUUGAGUUCUCAUUUCAGCAAAAGGAACUGCAGGGUAAUUAAGCUAUAAAUGGCUAUAAACUGGCCAAAGCAAUUGAUGGGCUCCUGUCUUGCAGGACCCCUUUUGUAGUUUUUAUGGAACCUGGUUUUUAUUGUAAUUUGGACUGGAGACACUAAUAAUGGACACAGAGUACAGGGACAGUUUUACUUUUGGAACUGUCCAAUUUUUACUGUAUUAUCAGAUAUAUGACUGGGGGGAGGAGCAGACUGCUGAAUUUAUUAGCUCUAGGGCGGAAUAAUAGCCCAUCAGCAUGAUUUAGUUAGAUUAUUAUUAUUAUUAUUAUUAUUAUUAUUAUUAUUAUUAUUAUUUAUUUUUUUUAUCUAGGGGAAUUCUGCUGUUUUUAAAGCUCAGGUAACAAGGAUGAAUCCACUGCCUGUCGCUUUAGGGAGAUAGAGGCAAACAAUCACACAGCCAGGGCAGCAGUGCUUGAGCAAAGCUUAAAAUAGUAAGGAAAUACUUUUAAGGAAUACACCAAAAUGCAUUUGGUGCAAAGGCAUUGACAGUUCACACCAGAUUAGGAGCUACUGUGAAACAAGUGGCAACUUGUACAUAGGCAGACAUUUUUAUUGCACGUGCGCCAAGGAGUCCUCCAAAUGAAAGGUGUAUUUAUGUACACCCUCAAUGAGGGUUCAAUUGGUGGACACUGCAAAAUUGUUUUUAUACACAGUUAACAAUAUCCUCUGCACUUUUAUUGGCUAGACACACUACAUGAUUCCACCCUGGUCCAGAUUUUGUAUCUGUUCUGAGUAUCCUUUGUUCCUUGCACUUGAUUGUCCUGACCCACUGAAGUAAUGUUCGGAGCCUCAAAAUACAUCGGAGGUCAUGAAUAUUGCAUUGAACUAAUACCAGCAUUACUUUCUAAGAUGCAUUUACGAAAUAGUGAAAGUAACUAUUUCCAUACAAUUUUUUCCUGAUGACAGAGCCCAAGUGCUUGGAGAUAUUGGCUUGAAACUUGUUACACAGCAGAAUUUGGUGGUUCUCUCUCUGUCAGUUUGAAAUACGGGUAUCAUGCAGUACAUUUAAAUGAUCAGUAUGUCCUGCUUCUAGUCACACCCCUUUGGAGUGCCUGAUCGGUGGUCUGCUGUGUAUCUUGAGCUGAAGAACAUCAUUCUUUUACAUGGAAGAAACCUAUGAAGAGGACGUCCAAUGCAGAAAUAGACCCGUUUUUUUUUUUUUUAUAGUGCCUUUUUUGUAUCUGUUUUGUGCGUUUGUGUCGAUACACACGCUGCUGGUAAUAUUUUGUGGAAUAUCCUGGGUCUCUUCCCAUUGUGACUUGUGAAAACUGAGUAUACUUUUAACCGGUUAAUAAAUAAAAAAUAAAGUCUUGGUGUUGUAACUGCUGUAUAAUACAAUGGCCUGUGCUGUGGCAGUAUUUCGUUUUUAAUGCAAAAUGUGGUGACCAAUGAAUGAUAUUGCUCUAAUACCAUCAAAAUAAAAAUAUGUAAUUAUAUAUCUAUAUCUCCUGUACUUAUUGCUGCAAUAGCGGUUUGCACCUUUUGGAUAGGGGACGGGGGCAUAGUUGGUAUUUUAUGACAAUGUACAGAAUAUUUUUUGUUGGACAGUUUCAGUCAUCCUAUGCUAGUUAUACGUACCUUUGCACUUUUUUUUUUUGUACGUCUGUUUUUGGUAUUCAAAUUUGGAGACUGAAAUGAAGUUUACAGAUUCUAUUAUGCAUUUUCUUGUAGUUCAUGCCAUGUGUAUUGUACAUAAUGUGAUUAAAUGUACAGUGUUGAAACAGUGCCAA